AUGAAGCUUCACAACCCCAAUUUUCUUGCAUUAUUAUGCUCUACAUUCCUUCAUAUCAUUCUAUUCUUUGCUAUAACCCUACUAUGCUUGCAACCUACCACUUCUGUCCCUUCAACAAAUGUAACUGAUCAUUUGGCUCUACUCAAAUUUAAAGAAUCCAUUAAUUAUGACCCACAUGGAAUCUUGAGCUUCUGGAAUGAUUCUAUCCAGUUCUGCAACUGGCAUGGAAUUACAUGUGGCCGCCGUCAUCAAAGAGUCACAACCUUACAACUAGAAGCCCAUAAUUUGGGUGGAACCAUUUCACCAUACAUUGGCAACCUCACUUUUCUUAGGGCCAUCCACCUUCAAAACAAUAGCUUCUAUGGUGAAAUUCCAAAAGAAGCUGGUCAUUUGUUCCGACUGCGAGAUCUCAAUCUUUUCAAUAACACGCUUGGAGGAGAAAUUCCAACAAGCUUGUCCAACUGCUCCGAACUAAGGCUGAUGAACGUCUCGGUAAACAAACUUACUGGGAAAAUUCCCACGGAGCUUGGCUCUUUGACCAAGCUUAUAUCUCUUCGGGUGGCCAGAAUAAACCAACUUAGUGGUGCCCUUCCAGAAAAUAUAGGCCAUACUCUCCCUAAUCUCCAACAAUUUUUAUUAAGUGAGAACAAAUUCUUUGGGCCAAUCCCUAGUUCUUUAUGCAAUGCAUCUAAACUUCAAAUACUUGACCUUAGCAAUAAUAGCUUUGUGGGAUCAGUUCCGAAAAAGUCAAAUAAGAAACCAUCAUCUAUAGUCUCAAAUAUUGAUCUCCUUCCGACAAUUUCGUACAAAAUGCUUCAUCAAGCGACUAAUGGAUUUUCUCUCAACAAUUUGAUUGGAUCUGGUAGUUUUGGAUCAGUUUAUAAAGGGAUUCUUGAGCAACAUGAAAGACUAAUUGCUGUAAAGGUCCUUAACCUUCAAACAAAAGGAGCUCCCAAGAGUUUUAUGGCAGAGUGCAAUGUGUUAAGAAAUGUUCGGCAUCAAAAUCUUUUAAAGAUCUUAAGUUGUUGCUCCAGUAUAAAUUAUAAUGGUGAUGAAUUCAAAGCUCUAAUAUUUGAAUUCAUGACAAAUGGGAGCUUAGAUAUGUGGCUUCAUCCAAUGAUAGAUAGUGAAUAUCAAUCGCAAAAUUUGAGCUUUUUUCAAAGACUUAUUAUUGCCAUUGAUGUAGCUUCUACAUUAUGUUAUCUUCACAAUCGUUGUGAGCAAAAAAUCAUUCAUUGUGAUUUAAAGCCGAGUAACAUUCUUCUCGAUAAUGAGAUGAUUGCUCAUGCUAGCGAUUUUGGUUUAGCAAGGCUCCUCACAACUACUAAAGAUUCUUCCAAGAAGCAUACAAGCACAAUCGGAUUAAAAGGAUCUAUCGGCUACACUGCUCCAGAGUAUGGUAUUGGUGGUGAAGCAUCAACUGAGGGGGAUGUAUAUAGCUAUGGAGUUCUUGUGUUGGAAAUGUUCACUGGAAGGAGGCCCACUAAUGAUAUGUUUAGAGAUGGUUUGAAUCUCCAUAACUUUGUUAAAAUGGCACUACCAAAAAGACUUGUUCAAAUUGUUGACCCACUGCUUUUACCAAGAGAAGCUACAGAAAUGGGAGAAACAACUGCGACAAUAAUUGCAAAAGAAAAAGUUGAUAACAAUGAUGACAAUUCUAAGCAAAUUGAUGCUAACAUGCAAAAGUUCUUACUCUCAAUCUUUAACAUUGGAAUUUUAUGUUCAAUGGAAUCCCCAAAAAAGAGAAUGAGUAUGGAAGAAGUCCUUAAGGAACUACAAUUGAUAAAAAAUACUUUUGUUGGUUUGGGGAACCUCAGAGGAGCAUGA
This is a messenger RNA of Quercus lobata, 1827 nucleotides long. RefSeq names its product probable LRR receptor-like serine/threonine-protein kinase At3g47570. NCBI's taxonomy places the organism in Eukaryota, Viridiplantae, Streptophyta, Magnoliopsida, Fagales, Fagaceae. Bases 1 to 1827 code for a protein of 608 amino acids. Gene Ontology annotation, molecular function: receptor serine/threonine kinase binding; protein kinase activity; ATP binding. The transcript is spliced from 6 exons. The record is from RefSeq and is a predicted model, not a curated record. Gene Ontology annotation, biological process: protein phosphorylation.